AUGUGGAAGUAUAAAAAUAGUGUCCUUGACAAUUUAUACUUAAUGACAGAUUGGGACAAUGAUGUGGAGAGUGAAGGGCAUCAGAGAUAUCACGAAGGACAUAUUCAAACUGAGACAACUGCCCUUUGUAAGUCAGCUGUUUCUGAAAAACAGUGUGAUUCUGCAAGAAAAAGCUGCUAUCAAAUACUCAAACAUACAUGCUUGUGGAAAGAAAAUUUGGAAGAUCGGGAAAGUUAUCUAGCCCAUGCUGAAAAUAAUGAUUUGAACCAUUUUGAAGAUAGGAUUGGAUUGACCUAUCAGUCAAAUAUUUCUGAUAAUCAGAGAUUUAGAAAUGAAGAACAGCGUGCUAAGCGGGAUCCAUUUGAGAGGUGCCGCAAUGUGGAGUUGACCCUACAGAAUUACCAGAGCCUUUUCAAUGGAGACAGAAUUAGUCAACGCAGUGAAUCUGAGAAAACAUUUAACCAGGGCUCCAGGGUUAAUAGACAUGUGACGACUCCAUUUCCAAAGAACCAUAGUGAAUGUCAUAAAUGUGGGGAAGUCUUUUAUCAGAGCUCUGACCUUACUAUACAUAAGACUAUCCAUUUGGCAGAGAAUCCUUAUGAACAUAAUCAGUGUGGGAAACUUAACCAGUCCACCAAUAUUGGUGAUCAUCAGAGAAUUCAUGAGGGAAACAAUGUAUUCAGGUGUAAUAAACCAGGGAACAUGUUUAGUCAAUCAUCAAAACUAAAUGUAAAUAAUACAAUCUCUACUGGAGAGAAAAAGUACAUUUUUAACGAAUGUGGUAAAGCCUUUGACUUGCACUCAACACUAUCUCAACAUCAGCAAAUUGGAGAGAAAACAUAUAAAUGUGAAGAAGGUGGUAAAAGCUUUAAGGACUGCUCAUCACUAAAUAGACACAGGCAAAUCCAUACUGGGGAGAAACUUUACAUAUGUAAAGAAUGUGGCAAGGCCUUUAAGAGGCUACAGCACCUUAGUCAACAUCACAGAAUUCAUACUGGAGAGAAACCUUACCAAUGUAACGAAUGCGGCAAGGCCUUUAACCAUCAGUCAAACCUUAUUAAACAUCACAGAAUUCAUACUGGAGAGAAACCUUACCAAUGUAACGAAUGUGGCAAAGCCUUUAGAUUUCGCUCAGUCCUUACGGAACAUCACAGAAUUCAUACUGGAGAGAAACCUUACAAAUGUAAAGAAUGUGGCAAGUCCUUUAACAGUCAGUCAAACCUUAUUCAACAUUAUAAAGUUCAUACUGGAGAGAAACCUUACAAAUGUAAAGAAUGUGGCAAGGCCUUUAACCACCACUCAACACUUAAUGAACAUCACAGAAUUCAUACUGGAGUGAAGCCUUACAAAUGUAAAGAAUGUGGCAAAGCCUUUAAAUUUCACUCAAACCUUACUAAACAUCACAGAAUUCAUAGUGCAGACAAACCUUACCAAUGUAAGGAAUGUGGCAAAGUCUUUAAAUUACGCUCAACCCUUAAUGGACAUCACAGAAUUCAUAGUGCAGAGAAACCUUACAAAUGUAAAGAAUGUGGCAAUGCCUUUAAGAGGCAAUCAGCCCUUAAUCGACAUCACAGAAUUCAUACUGGACAGAAACCGUAAAAAUGUGAGGAAUGUGGUAAAACCUUUAAGGACUGCUCAUCACUAAAUGAACAUAGGCAAAUGCAUACUGGAGAGAAACUCUACAAAUGUAAACAGUGUGGCAAAGCCUUUAAUGGGCACUCAAACCUUACUCGGCAUCACAGAGUCCAUACUGGUGAGAGACUCUACAGAUGUAAAGAAUGUGGCAAAGCCUUUACAUUGCACUCAGUACUUACUCGACAUCACAGAAUUCAUACUGGAGAGAGACCUUACCAAUGUAAGGAAUGUGGCAAGGCCUUUAACAGACAAUCAACCCUUAGUCAACAUUACAAAAUUCAUACUGGACAGAAACCGUAAAAAUGUGAGGAAUGUGGUAAAGCCUUUAAAUUACACUCAACCCUUGCUCGACAUAGGCAAAUCCAUACUGGAGAGAAACUUUACAAAUGUCAAGAAUGUGGCAAGGCCUUUAAGUGGCCCUCGAAACUUAUUCGACAUCACAGAAUUCAUACUGGAGAGAAACCUUACAAAUGUCAAGAUUGUGGAAAGGCCUUUAACCGGCACUCACACCUCACUAAACAUCACAGAUUUCAUACUGGACAGAAACCUUACAAAUGUAAAGAAUGUGCCAAAGCCUUUAAAUCAUGCUCAACCCUGACUGAACAUCACCGAAUGCAUACUGGUGAGAAACCUUAUCGAUGUAAAGAAUGUGGAAAGACCUUUAACAGGCUCUCAACCCUUACUCAACAUCACAGAAUUCAUACAGGAGAGAAACCUUACAAAUGUCAAGAAUGUGGCAAGGCCUUUAAGUGGCCCUCAAACCUUACUGAACAUCACAGAAUUCAUAGUGGAGAGAAACCUUACAAAUGUCAGGAGUGUGGAAAGGCCUUUAACCGGCACUCACAUCUCACUCGACAUCACAGACUUCAUACUGGAGAGAAACCUUACAAAUGUAAGGAAUGUUCCAAAGCCUUUAAAUCAUGCUCAACCCUGACCGAACAUCUCCGAAUACAUACUGGAGAGAAACUUUACAAAUGUCAAGAAUGUGGAAAGCCCUUUAACAGACUCUCAACCCUUACUCAGCAUCACAGAAUUCAUACAGGAGAGAGACCUUACAAAUGUCAGGAAUGUGGCAAGGCCUUUAAGUGGCCCUCAAAACUUACUCGACAUCACAGAAUUCAUACUGGAGAAAAACCUUACAAAUGUCAAGAAUGUGGUAAGGCCUUUAUGUGGCCCUCAAACCUUACUGGACAUCAGAGAAUUCAUACUGGAGAGAAACCUUACAAAUGUCAAGAAUGUGGCAAGGCCUUUAAGUGGCCCUCAAAACUUACUCAACAUCACAAAAUUCAUACUGGAGAGAAACCUUACAAAUGUCAGGAAUGUGGCAACGCCUUUAACAAGCCCUCAGACCUCACUCAACAUCACAGAAUUCAUACUGGAGAGAAACCUUACCAAUGUCAGGAAUGUGGCAAGACCUUUAACUGGCCCUUGGACCUUACUGAACAUCACAGAUUUCAUACUGGAGAGAAACCUUACAAAUGUCCAGAAUGUGGCAAGCCCUUUUACAGGCACUCAAUCCUUAUUAAACAUCACAGAAUUCAUACUGGAGAGAAACCCUACAAAUGUAAAGAAUGUGGCAAGGCCUUUAACCAGAACUCAAUGCUUACUCAACAUCACAGAAUUCAUACUGGAGAGAAACCCUACAUGUGUAAAGAUUGUAGCUCAGUUUUUAUAUUGCACGCAACUCUUACUGGAUGUCACAGAAUUCAUCCUGGAGAGAAACCUUACAGAUGUAAAGAAUGUGAGAAAAUGUUUAAGGACUGCUCACUUCCGGGUGCCUGA
Callorhinus ursinus (northern fur seal) is the source of this 3417-nucleotide messenger RNA. NCBI's taxonomy places the organism in Eukaryota, Metazoa, Chordata, Mammalia, Carnivora, Otariidae. The record is from RefSeq and is a predicted model, not a curated record.